AUGAUAUUCCUCAUCCUAGUGUGUCUCACUCAACCCCAACUUCAGUUUGGAGUCCAGGGCCUUGAUAUUCGUAAACCUGUCCUAGGGCACAGUGAGCAGGAAGAAACUACGAAACCCGUCCCAGUAGACGUUAAUCCUAGCCUGGAGACUCUGCUAACUCCUAAACCUAUCCUACAAAUUAUUUCUCAGGAAAAAGUGUUCCAACAUUCUCCCGGACAGAAUAAAAUCCUUUUGGAUCGGGAUGGAAUAUAUUCUAUUAAUUCUGUCACGACACAAUAUGUUUCACAUGAGGAGUUUCAACCUUCUAAGGAAACUGUAGUUUUUGAAAAUGCCGCAAAUGUUAGUGAAUUUACAAAGACGACCCCCGUGGAGGAAGAAUCUUUACUUGGACGAAGAUAUCACUCACCAUAUAGUUCUAGAUGUAAAAUAAUUCGUGACACAAUCAGUGAACCAAGAGUUGGAAGAGAUGGGUAUAAAAGUCGGAGUAACAGUACCAAGUCCAGUUCACAGUUUGUAGCGGAGAUACAAAAAAUUAAAUCUUCACCGCCGAGCAGUAAAAGUCCCUCCCUUCCUCGCAGCAAUAAUUCCCCCCUCCCUCAUCCAUAUACUCCAACCAACUCAGCAGGAUACAAAGUGGCACCAGAGGACGCAUUAAUACUAAAAGGAUCCAACCAAGGCCGGCAACCUAAACAGGUUCAAGAUGAAAAUCAUGUUCAAGAUAAAAGCAAUGUUCAAGAUGAAAACCAUGUUCAAGAUAAAAACAAUGUUCAAGAUGAAAACCAUGUUCAAGAUAAAAACGAUGUGCAAGAUGAAAACCAUGUUCAAGAUAAAAACCAUGUUCAAGGCCAAAACCAUGUUCAAGACCAAAAACUUGUUCAAGGCCAUUCUGACAAGAAGACGUUACAAGCCCUAGAGGACGUUCUUGUUCAAAAACAGGUUCAAGAAGAAAAACACAUUAAAGAGCAAAAACAAUUUGAAAAACAGAGAAAAAGUCAUGCAGAAGCUCAAAAAGAGGUGCAAGUUCAAGAAAUUAACGGGAAGGAGGCUGUUCCAGGUCAAUUUGAGCCUCAUGAAGAUAAUCUUCAAGUUCAGCCUCCCGAGGCUGGUCACAAGACCAAAUAUGCCAAAGAAGUGAAUCGAGGCCAGGAUUGUGAAUUUGAAAACCAGAAUCUAAAGAAUAAGAUUCAAUUAUGGAAAACUGAGUUAACAUCUAAUGCUGGUCCAACGAUUGAGGUUGUUAAAAGUUUUGAGGAUGGAACCGUUUUGGAGGCUGCGAACGCUUCAGAGGCUGCUUCUGAAGAUGUGAAGACUAAUGAUGAUGUUUCGAAGGAAAAUCUUCGACGAAGAAACAAAAGUAAAUCCCUCGCCAGAAUCCGACAUCGAAGGUCUAAGUUUCAGAAACAAAGAGAGCUCUACCCGAUUCACUGCGGUACCUUUAACCCCGUUAUAUAA
Molecule: messenger RNA, 1452 nt
Organism: Eurytemora carolleeae
Lineage: Eukaryota; Metazoa; Arthropoda; Copepoda; Calanoida; Temoridae
Exons: 7
Coding region: 1-1452 (483 amino acids)
Source: RefSeq, a predicted model, not a curated record